Molecule: messenger RNA, 7374 nt
Organism: Anarrhichthys ocellatus (wolf-eel)
Lineage: Eukaryota; Metazoa; Chordata; Actinopteri; Perciformes; Anarhichadidae
Gene: luzp1
Product: leucine zipper protein 1
Exons: 9
Coding region: 656-4090 (1144 amino acids)
Source: RefSeq, a predicted model, not a curated record
CCACCUUUUUUCAUUGUUAAGGACGCGGUGGAAUGUGAUGGUUUGAUCUCAAACGGACCAGGGAGGGGAAUAUCCAAAAGGAAAGGACCGAAGAAAGUGAUUUAGGGAAAGGGGGGGAAACAAAAAACGCAAUUCCCCCUGUGUCCUCCAACUCUCUGGUUGUGUCUCAGAAUAUGUGGAUGAACUUGUCCUCGCCGUGUCGGCAGCAGCGAGUCCUACCGUCCGCAUGAGCUCCAGCCGUGUGAAGUUGUGGAUUUAACGCUGAGUUGUUCUGUCCCGGCGGUGGACCAGCUAAAGGAUGGAGACUUUGAGAAGAGGAGCUUAACGUGCGACAGACAGAAAGAUGCAUCUUAAAUAGAGCCACUGAGGUCUCCAUUCAGCUGCAGCAGGCAGCUAAUGCCAAGGCUCAGGCUGAUGAAGCACUGCCAAGCUCUGCCAACCAAGAUGACAGAUUCGUCUGCUAAACGCCACUCUGAGGGAACUUCAAGGUCUUAAAGCGACAGUGACGGACAGAACGCUGGGGGAAAAGAGUAUUUUCCCCAAGAAAGGACUUGAUAACACUUCCACACAAAUGUGGACCUCCCAAAACAUUGUCAUCAAAUAAUCCGAACAACAAAGCAAACACAACAGAUAAAACACAAAGAAUUUUGUAGCCAUGUCUGACAAUAAAGACGUGACACAUCGCCACCUGCGGCACAAGUUACAGAACCUCGGCCGAAGACUGGAUGAACUGGAAGAAGCAACCAACAAGCUGCAGAAGGCUGAGGAUGAGCUACUUGACCUGCAGGACAGAGUCAUCCAGGGAGAAGGCAGCAACUCAUCCCUGCUCGGAGACGUGGAGGACCUUAGGAAACGUCUCCUAAAGAUUCAGGGGAAGGAUGAGGAGGUACGCAAAGCUGAGGAUCUCUGCCGCACAGUCAGAGAGAAACUGGAAGAAGAGGAAAGCCUGACGAAGGAGCUAAAGGCCGAGAUUGAACGUCUACAACGGAGGAUGGCGGAACUGGAGAAACUGGAAGAAGCUUUUGGGAAAAGCAAGUCUGACUGCAGCCAGCUCUGCCUGAGCCUGAAUGAGGAAAAGAACUUGACCAAGAAGCUAUCGUCAGAGUUGGAGGCCCUCAAAGCACGUCUGAAGGAGGUGGAGGGCUCUGAGACAAAGCUGGAGAGAGCAGAGGAGGCUUUGGCUAUGGAUCUUGAGAAACUCAAAGGAUUCACCCAAACCUUUAUGAGUGAGCGUAAGAGGCUAGUAGAGAAACAGAGAGAGGACGAGAAGAUCAUUCUGAAGCUGACAGAAAAAUUGGAGCACCAGAAGAAUUACCUUGGCCUGUCUGCAGAUCCCGGUCGUGCAGAUUUCAUGAGGUCACGAAUUGAGGAUGAGCUUUCAUCCACAGGGCUCCUCACGGGUAAACUGGCUGGACGCAAGAAGAGCCUUGAGUACUUGAAGCUGGCUGAUGACAACAUCGGUCUUGUGAACAAAUCUGAGAAUGAGAAGAACAGCGGUCUUGAAGGCUCCCAGGAUGAGGACAACAAAGUAAAGGAGCUGACACAGGAAGUAGAGAGACUGAAGAAUCGCCUUAAACAGCUGGAGAUAGUGGAGGAGGAUCUAAAGAGUUCAGAGUCCAGAAAUGGCGAACUUCAUGAGAAGUUCCAGAUGGAACGAAACCGUGCUCGCCAACUGAACGAGCAGGUGGAACAGCUCAGGACACAGCUGUGCGGGAAAGGUGGAAUUGGAAGAAAUGGAACCAGUAAUGUGGAUAAACACGGCAAUGUAAGCACCAACAUUUGCCCCAACAGCCCUGCUAAAGUCCUGGAGAAUGGCAAAGCUGAGAAUGAAGAGAGUAUUGUGAAGGGAUGUUUCAGACAAGAGAAACCCAAAUAUAGGAGUGCUGCAACUGUCUCAGAGCCGAGUUCCCCCAAACACAGAAACAGGGAGCUCUCUCCUCAGCAUAAGAAAGAGACAAAGCUGAGGAGCAAAGAUCCCAACCACUCAGAGGAGAGCUCUCCCAAGUCUGUGAGGAGAGCCCUGAGUCCUGCACACAAGAGUAGAAGGACACCCAAAACCCCAGCUACUGCGAUUUCUUCUGAUAACGGAAACAGAGACACAAGACGAGGCAGUGAGGAAAAGACGAGAGGAACCACUCCCUGCUCUGUAAACGCCUCCUCUACUGAGAUUAAGAAAGCGCCAGUUCUUAGCCGCUACCCUCCAGCAGCUAAUGACCAGAAGCCACUGAGGACGGCUCACAAACAGACUGAUGCGGAUGAUAAAAAGGGCAAAGUAGAAACGUUUUCAAAACUAUACGUAGGUAGUGAUGGUGAAUCAAACAACUCUGAUGUAGUGCCCAAUAGUUCAAGUACCAUCAACAGUAUCUCUGCUUUAGAGAAGGACACAGCGUCUGCCUCAGAUCAGGAAUCAACAGACCAAGUUCAGGAAUCUGUCUCUGGAUCUGUCGCCCCUACCCUGUCCAAAGCCAAUGGGGCCUACGCAGCCUUCAGAUCCCCCGUUACUCCAAUGUUGCCCAACGACCAGGGGUCAGAAGGUCAUUCAUCUGCCUCUGAAACAGAAUAUACUGGUUCAAGGCCCUCUGAACUAGAGCCUGUAACUGAGACGACUACUUCAACUGUAAGCAGUAGGACUGCAACCCCCAGAUGUCCUAGACACCCCCAUGUCCAUGACUCCCAUUCCGAGGGUUCUUCUUCCAGGAGCUCGUUUGAUGAAGAGCUCCACAACAGAACACUGUUAGCUGAGGGAGGCCACCAGGGGUCCACACAUACUGCAUCGGAGAUCGAGAUCCAGCGAGUGUGCAGCCCACGCGAGGCUCUGAGGUCCAAAGCUGUCAUCAAGCCUGCGAUCGUAGAGAUCGACAGGAAGGAAGUGAUGAUUUCAGAACCUUUGUCUACAAAUGGCAAACCCAAAAUCUCCACCAAACCCAUGGUGACCACCACUAGUAAAAUGACCAGUAGUAUAACCAUCUACCCCAAUGACCCAAGCUCUUCAAGAACAAGCAGUCGCAGCAGCAGUGUGUCCAGUGAGCCCAUGCCGAUCAAAGAACGCCACACCUCCACCAGUAACAUCCUCAUAGGCCCCAGCAGUGAGCACCAUGGCAGCAUCUCCGUCCCGUAUGAGAUCUCCAUUCCCAAAAGUGAGAUCACCUUGCGGUCGUGCCAAGACCAGGACUGCAUAGUAGACGACCCGAGUGAUUCCUCAUCAAGGUCCAAACACCACAACACUUCCAGAGUGGAGACCACCACCAGCCACCUGUGCUGCCAACGUGGCAACUUCAGCCUCCAGUCCAUGGACACCACCUCUGCAGACUUCAACGACACAGAGUCAGGCUUCGAAAGCAGCAGCAGUAGCACCACCACGGUCACCAGCUGGAGACACCAAAGACAAGGCCAGCACUCCCAAGAAGACAGUUUACCAGACUCAAAGAAUGUGACCGUGAGAAGCACCUGGAAGAACCGGGACACUGUGUCAACGGAUGAGUCGGGCCGAGGAAGAGGAGGUGCAAGGACCAUGACUGAUGGGGGGUCUGAGGAUGAAGCAGAGGUCGCAACAACAUGGAGGGCUUACCGGGCAACCACGUUUGACACAGAAGAAACAAUAAACAGCGGAACAGGAGCUGGUGGGAAUGCCGAGGCACAGAGGGGAGUCAAGCCGUCCCCUGCAGAGGUGUACAUGCGUAGGAUCAACAGUGUGGUCACUAAUACCAGAGAGGUCGAGGACCCCGUGAUUCGCAGAGGCAAACGCUCACAGUCUCCCACCACGGAAGCAAGAGGCCCGGGAAAGAUCGUACCCCACGCACCCGUUACCGCUCAGUCCUGGGGCCGAUCCUACACACAACAACCACAGGCUGCUGAUAGCGCAGAGCCCAGUCCAAUCCCGAGCGACAGUCCAGCCUCCUGGAGGCGGCAGAUGCCCGGCAGCGACUCUCAUCACCUGGGGAGCUCUAGUGACCGGGCGUCCAAGACGGCGGGGGCCUCCUCCAGAGGGGAUCUGUGGUCCAGUCGGGGUCAAGGGCCAGGGGCCAGAGCUGAAGGGAGGAGUGGAGCGGGGAGCCGACCAUGGAGUCAUCGUCACUCUGAGCAUCAUUAGACCACUUGGGGUCUUAGCAGCACUUCUUCAGCAAGAGGACAGCAUUCCAUCAAGCUCUCAAUGGCACAAGAAGAGCCAAAACAUCAGUCUCCCAUCAACUAAUGGCUUCCAUCUCCAAAAGUCAACAUCCACAGCUUUUAUAGCAAAGAAAAGAAAACUAGCAGUUGCAGCCACAUAGUACAACAAACCACAGACCUGACAUCCUUACUCUGACCCCGAGUGUGUGCUGAGACGUGAACAGCUCGUCCUAUCCGGAACUUUCUCUGUCCCAAAAGAGGCAUAAAUGGAAAGACGGUGCCUGUACAGUGUUUUGGAGGUCGCCUCACCAGCCCAUGUAUCCUCUUCUGCUUCUCGUGUUGGAUGUAUUAUAGUGUAAUCUCGAAACUUGACAAGGGAGAGGCUGGCAUGUUGAGGACGGCUGGGGAUUUUCCUGUGUGCCAGAAAGGGUUUAAGAAGAAGGACUCAAAAUGUUCCUCAGAGGACCAUUACAGUGACCUCAAUGGAGCUGGAUAUAUCGCUUCUGCAUCAGAAUUUCAACCUUUCUCCAUCACUGAAAAAAAACAACAACAACCCAAUCUUCAAUCAACAGCAGUACAAUGUUUAAGAUGCGUCUUCAUCUCACAGGGCUGGAUCUUCAUGCAGAGUUCUUCACAAACUAGUAGAUCUUUAACUUUGUAAUGUGACCAAAAACAGGAAGUGAAUUAUUGCACAUAACAUGUGCACGUUUUUUAUUUUUGGUUCAUUUUCAGCCCAUGUCACCACUUUCUGGCAUGCGGCCUCAAAACUGGAUUUAAUUUGGAGUCUUCGAUGUUGAGUGAACAUAUGCAUGUUUCUAAGUAAUAAAUGAAGAGCACUUGAAAGGUUGUGACUCAGCAUGUACUCUGCCUAAAGGAUUGUUGGUUGGCUGCAUUUAAGGAGCGCGCACACACACACACACACACACACAUACACACACAUACACACACAUACACAGAUGAAUUCUGACAGGCCGGGACCUUAUUUAUGCUUUUUCCCAUUUUCACCAGUUAUUUAGAUUCUUUGUAAUUCGCUUCCUGUUCUGCAUUAUCCUUUCCCUUUCUGCUCAACCAUAUCAAGAAAAAAAAGAAAAGUAGUUUGCACGCAGUGAAAUGCAACGCACAUGUAGAAAAAUGAAUAAUUGGGGGGGGGAUAUUGUUUAUAACCUCAAACCAUGCUACAAUUUCCAUGGUGCUUUGUUUUACAGCUCUUGCAAAUGUCCUCAUUCAUGUAUUUGAGAGCCAUAGCAAAAGAGGAGUUUCUGUCUUAACUGAACAUUGGACUUCGGAUUACCGCAAACCUGGCCUGGCAAGGUGGACAUUUUUUUUUUUUUUUCCCAGUGCUGCUGUAAAUACUGGUCUAUGUGCCAGCCAGUCAUAGGAAGACACGAGACUCCUAAUCACAAGGAAGUGACAGUUCAGCUUGUAUGUGACUGGGUUCGCCGUGCGAAUUGUCCCAGCUUAUCUCCGUUUCUUAUUUCUGUAGAGGUGUAUUGUUUUGUCACAUCCAUAAAAUAUCAACAUGCGGUUGGUAUGUUGGAGCAAUCUCUCACAGGAGGGGUGCCACUGCAACAAUGGGGGGGGUGCCAUAAACCAGUAUAGUAGUGGCCAGUAAUUCAAAUAAGGUGUUUUCAUUGAGGUGAAUGGUGCAUAUCAAGGACUUUUAUUAGGCUCCUGCUGGACUUUAGAUCUGACACACAACAUUUAUUGCAGUACGACAGGCGAUGUCGACGUUGAUCCUUCCACAAAAUAUAUGAAUGUUGCUACUGAAUGCAGCUGAGAAUGACCGAUGGCUUGAUGCCCCGAUCCAACACGACUGCACUGUUUAUCUGACAGGAUCAAUAACCAUAACUGACAGCUUGGGACACGUGAAAUCUGUUCAAGAACUUAAAACGCUCCAUCUGGUUCCUCUGCUGUUAUGGAUCUCAAUGCUGUCACAACCAGCUGGGGACGGGAUUUCUCAGUUCUCCUGUAUUCUACCAGCCGCCAUCUAGCUGUAGUAUUUAUUAGUCUUCAUACAUGUACAGGUUAUUUUGCUGAGAGGUCUGUUGCCGCUUUGUCACUUUACUGUUUAUGCAAGCAGGAGAUUAUAUGCAAUCAAUAAACUGUCCCCCCCCCCUCAUGCAAUGUUUGUAACAACGUCAGUCAUCAUGCUUUACAUACAAAUCGGUGAUAACUCCAAACGUAACUGUUUGUUUACCUUCAGAAUGCACAUUUUCACUAAUAUCUACUUUUACUUUUUGCUAGAAAUAUCUACAGUAUGUUCAUCUGUGCCUUGAGAUAAAGUAAGGGAGAGAGAUUAUUACAACAAAUUCACACCUGCACCAAAUUGUUAGUCAUAAAUAACAUGCAAUACUGAUUGUGAGGUUGACUUUUUAUUUUCGAGGAUUGUUGUGUGGAACAUCGGAAAAGUAUUUUUGGUUUAAGUGUAAAAAGAGGUUCUUAGAAGGAACUCCCCCCUGAGGAUGUCGGAGCAAGGUUCCCUGAGAAAGGGCUAGUUUUUUUGUUGUUUUUUUUGUUGUUUUUUUUUCUUCCCAAACCCAACUUCAAAGUAUCCUCUUUAAAGAGUAUAGACCGCACCGCCCAAAAAGCUAUGUCCUUUGGAUUUGUCUGUCAGGGUUGCAGCCUCAGAGAGGAUUGCCAUGUGGCCACUUCAUGGCCACUGCUGGCUUUAAGGCUGUUCAGAGCUCCUAGUGCGCACGCCAAGACUUGAUGAUCAUGUAGUCUUUCUCUGUUAUUGUUUCUUCUCCCACUCUUCUCAUUUACCAAGAGGGAAUGCGAUCUUUUCCCCCAAUCCCUCAUCUUCUCAACCAAUUUCUAAUUUCCCUUUUAAUACGUUAGAGAAGUUAAGUGUCCCUCUUUCCUCUUUCUCAUACUUGCUUCCUUCUCACUUCCUAAAGGGGAGGCCUAGACCUAAACAGCAGUGCUAUGUGUUCAGUUAUUUUAUUGAAGGCGAGAGGCCCGUCACCAGGCUGUGAUGGGCAGCGCCGCAGGUAGCUGAAAGGUCAGAGGUCAGAGCUGCAUCUAAUCCUGUCUGUAUGUCUUGACUCAGGGCUUGUAAAUACAGGCGAGAGGGAGACCGACAGCUUGGCAGUGAUGUCCACUUUAGGGACAAUUAAAACAGACGAAGGUAUCGAAUGUCCAGCUCUGCCUGAGCUCAUGCUGCCAGAGAUGCACGCGGUGUGGUCGUCCAUUGGUGUGUGUGUGUGUGUGUGUGUGUUGUUAUUAAUAUGUCAGCGAGGGCUUCUCGUUUAAAGCUCGACAUGUCAA